Planococcus citri (citrus mealybug) is the source of this 1103-nucleotide messenger RNA. It is a transcript of the gene Non3, whose product is annotated as Ribosome production factor 2-like protein Non3. The transcript has 6 exons. Gene Ontology annotation, cellular component: nucleolus. Gene Ontology annotation, molecular function: rRNA binding. Bases 138 to 1061 code for a protein of 307 amino acids. The record is from RefSeq and is a predicted model, not a curated record. NCBI's taxonomy places the organism in Eukaryota, Metazoa, Arthropoda, Insecta, Hemiptera, Pseudococcidae. Gene Ontology annotation, biological process: ribosomal large subunit assembly; maturation of LSU-rRNA from tricistronic rRNA transcript (SSU-rRNA, 5.8S rRNA, LSU-rRNA).
UUGAACCAAAACAACGUGAUUAUCGCGAACGUGCUGCAUUUGCAAUAUUUUCAAAAGUUUUUAUGAUCUUGAUCGAUUAUUAUUAACUUUAUGAUAAAUUAAUACAUUUUAAUGUUAUUAGUGAGAAAAUAGUAAUCAUGGGUGUCAUUCAGAGAGUAGUAAAACCGAGGAAUCACCGAACCAAACGUAUCCUUCAAAAUAGAGGUCCUAAGAUAAUCGAAAAUACUAAACAGACUUUAUUUAUACGUGGACGUAAGACGAACGAUGAUGUUUUGAAAUGUUUCAAAGAAAUGUAUUUUCUUAAAAAGCCUCACGCUACCAUUCUCAAUGAUAAACACGACAUUCUACCGUUCGAAGAUGCAGUGCCAGUGGAGAGUAUGUGCCAGAAAUUCGACUCGUCGCUAUUUGUAUUCGCUUCUCAUAACAAAAAGCGUCCAAAUAACCUGAUACUUGGCUGUACCUAUAAUUACCAUAUUCUCGAUAUGUUCGAGAUAGGCAUCAAUAACUACAAAGGAAUAAGUGAUUUUCAGGCUUUAACGCCUUCCUUAGGCGUAAAGCCUGGAUUAAUAUUCAUUGGCGAAGAAUUCGAAACAGUCCAUACGUUGAAGAGGUUGAAAAGUAUGUUCGUUGACUUAUUUCAUCAACGAGCUUCGAAUCUUGUUCAUUUACCUAGCAUGGAAUAUGUGUUCACCUUCACCUAUGCUGAAAAUAAAAUCCUACUGAGAACUUACAGAGUGAAAUUGACAAAUGUUGGUGAGCAGUCUCCUCGAGUAGAUUUAGAACCGAUGGGUCCUAACGCCGAUCUAGUUUUACGUAGACAAAUCUUAGCUUCGGAUGAUCUUUAUAAGAAAGCUAGUACCAAACCCAAGACCCAGGGUAAGAAAAUCAAGAACAUUCGUCGUGAUGCUUUCGGAUCAAAAUUGGGUCGUGUACAUAUGACUUCGCAGGAUAUGGGUAAAUUGCAAACACGUAAAAUGAAAGGUUUGAAGAAGACUCCUUUGAAACCCAAAGAGAAUCAGAAGAAAGGCAAAAAGAAAAAUAAGAAUAAGAAUAGCAAAUAAAAUGUUAAUUAGGUUUUAAGUAAUAUAGUCAGUUUUUUUUUA